GAUACCUAGAUUAAGUAGAUAUAUUCUUCUGCAGAAAAACAUUUCUUAAUCCUAGUUUUGCUGCAUUUCAAUAGAUUUGUUUGCAUUUUCCUUUGGAUUUCAUUCAGGUAGAUUUACAGUUAACCUAUAUGGAAAUGAAGUAGAUUAUUUUCUAUCCUUUUCUAUGUCUUGUUUUGUUCAAAGUUCCAUGGUAACAAUCUGAUUUCCUCCCUAGAGAAGUUAGUUCAAAAUAAGAUCUACUAUUUAAAAAUAAUGUCCUGAGUAAUGAAAUCUUUCUCUUAUAAAUAAUUUCACACCUUCCAAUAUACUUGAUUUUUUUUAGUCACUAAGAUUCAAGAUUUCACCCUCUGCAUCCAGUUUAACUGAGCAGAUCCUGAGCAUUUAGAUAAGAGUGGAAAUCAUCUCUUAUACCACAAAUUGACUUCCCUCUUUGUAGCCUUAGACACAGUUUCCAGCUGCUUUCAGUCUUUUAAAUCCUUGAAAGCUUUCCUAAUCCUCAUGUAGGCAGCCUUUAUGUGUUAUACUUCCCUCCCCUUCCUUCUGAUUGGUGAAGCUAUUUCAUGGCCUAAUUCAGCCAACUACUACAUAUCCGAGCCAUGAUUUGAAAUAAGAGCCAGGCGGUCGGUUGCCUCCCUAUGCCUGACUUUUAAUAGGCUAGGAGAAAAGGGUUGAGAAACUUGACAUUGUCUUACAGAGAGUUCCGGUGGCAAAAAAAAAAAAAAAAAAGGAGAGAGAGAGAAGGAGAGGGAGGGAGAAAACUUGCUUGUUGUUCACCUCAGAAACCUUUCAUGGAUUUUGCUGCUUUUUUACGACUCUGAGCUUUCCCUGUGAGUUUAAAUGCUGACUGUUCCGUGCUGGAUGGAUGAUGGGAUUCUAAACAUGAGGCAGAUAGCUGAUCAGCUUCCCUGGAUUUCGCUGACGACACAGGAAAGCUUUGCUUGAAGAUGGAAACAUUGGAGUCGGAACUGACCUGCCCUAUCUGUCUGGAGCUAUUUGAAGACCCAUUACUGCUGCCCUGUGCCCAUAGCCUCUGUUUCAACUGUGCACAUCGAAUCCUAGUCUCCCACUGCGCCACCAACGAAUCUGUGGAAUCCAUCACUGCCUUCCAGUGCCCUACUUGCCGUUAUGUCAUCACCCUCAGUCAGAGAGGUCUAGAGGGACUCAAGCGUAACGUCACCCUGCAAAACAUUAUCGACAGGUUUCAGAAGGCUUCUGUGAGUGGGCCAAAUUCUCCCAGUGAGACCCGCCGAGAGCGGGCCUUCGAUAGCAACACCAUGACCUCCAGCGAGAAAGUUCUCUGUCAGUUCUGUGACCAGGACCCUGCCCAGGAUGCUGUGAAAACCUGUGUCACUUGUGAAGUGUCCUACUGUGAGGAGUGCCUGAAAGCAACUCACCCGAAUAAGAAGCCCUUCACAGGCCACCGUCUCAUUGAACCGAUACCAGAUUCCCACAUCAGAGGGCUGAUGUGUCUGGAGCAUGAGGAUGAGAAGGUGAAUAUGUACUGUGUGACAGAUGACCAACUAAUCUGUGCCUUAUGUAAACUGGUUGGGCGACACCGAGAUCAUCAAGUGGCGGCUUUGAGUGAGCGCUAUGACAAGUUAAAGCAAAACUUAGAAAGUAACCUCACCAACCUUAUUAAGAGGAAUACUGAACUCGAAACACUUUUGGCAAAACUCAUUCAAACUUGUCAGCAUGUUGAGGUCAAUGCAUCACGACAAGAAACCAAACUGAUGGAAGAAUGUGACCUACUCAUUGAAAUCAUCCAACAGAGACGCCAAAUUAUUGGAACCAAAAUCAAAGAAGGGAAGGUGGUAAGACUUCGAAAACUGGCCCAGCAGAUUGCAAACUGCAAGCAAUGUAUUGAACGCUCUACAUCACUCAUCUCCCAAGCUGAACAGUCCCUGAAGGAGAAUGACCAUGCCAGAUUCUUACAGACAGCAAAAAAUAUCACUGAAAGGGUCUCUAUGGCAACUGCAUCCUCUCAGGUCCUAAUUCCUGAAAUUAACCUCAAUGACACUUUUGAUACCUUCGCAUUAGAUUUUUCCAGAGAGAAGAAAUUACUAGAAUGUCUGGAUUACCUUACAGCUCCCAACUCUCCAACAAUUAGAGAAGAGCUCUGUACAGCCUCGUACGACACCAUCACUGUGCACUGGACCUCUGAUGAUGAAUUUAGUGUGGUUUCAUAUGAGCUUCAGUAUACUAUCUUUACUGGACAAGCUAAUGUUGUUAGUUUGUGUAACUCCGCCGACAGCUGGAUGAUUGUGCCCAACAUCAAGCAAAAUCACUACACAGUUCACGGGCUCCAGAGCGGCACCAAGUACAUCUUCAUUGUCAAAGCUAUAAAUCAGGCUGGCAGUCGUAACAGUGAGCCCGGCAAGCUGAAGACAAACAGUCAGCCAUUUAAAUUGGACCCCAAAUCUGCCCAUCGAAAACUAAAGGUUUCCCAUGACAACUUGACAGUGGAACGUGAUGAAACGUCAUCUAAAAAAAGUCACACACCUGAGCGCUUCACUAGCCAAGGAAGCUAUGGCGUAGCAGGCAAUGUGUUCAUUGAUAGUGGGCGCCAUUAUUGGGAAGUAGUCAUAAGUGGAAGUACAUGGUAUGCAAUUGGUCUUGCUUACAAGUCAGCCCCAAAACACGAGUGGAUUGGAAAGAAUUCUGCUUCUUGGGUGCUCUGCCGCUGCAAUAAUAAUUGGGUGGUGAGACAUAAUAGCAAGGAAAUCCCCAUCGAACCAGCACCCCACCUCCGGCGUGUGGGCAUUUUGCUAGACUAUGAUAAUGGCUCCAUCGCCUUUUAUGAUGCUUUGAACUCCCUUCAUCUUUAUACAUUUGACAUUACAUUUGCACAGCCGGUAUGUCCUACCUUCACUGUGUGGAAUAAAUGUUUGACAAUUAUAACAGGCCUUCCCAUUCCAGACCACUUGGACUGCCUUGAGCAGCUGGCCUGAUUUUCAAAACUUGGAUGGAUCAGAAAUGAUGCAGAACAUUCAGAGGAUUGAUGGCAAAUGUGCAGUCCACAAGAGCUUGACUAAGACUCUUCAACUGUGUGCCGUAAAAACUAUCCAUAAAUUGGCUGAGACGGGGCUGGAAAUGAGACUCUCUCUCCCUUAACUGUGUGUUUUGUAUUAAAGUGCAGGAAAUGGCUUUAAUAAUUUCUUGGAACAUUUUUUGUAUUUACGGGAAGAUUUAUAGAUUAUUUAUAAAAGAAACAUGAUCUGGAUUACAACUCUUAGGAAUUAUUUGGUUUUGCACAUUAAGAGGCCCAUUUACUAACAUUUACCAGCUUUUUAUACACUUAUUUCAUCACAGUGUAUGGGCUCAAAAAAAAUUUUGUAAGUUUUUAUCCACCUUCUUGCUCUAUAAAAAUACAUACUCACCCUAUGCAAGGUCCUGUCAUCUCAACAUUGCAUAUAAGAAUGUUUAAGUAAAAAUAAAAAUACUCUAGAGCCAAGUUAAGAAGUUAAAAAAAAAAAAGAUAGAAGUACUUCUUGCUAUGGUUUUUAAAUGAGUAGCACAUUUUCAUUUCUAUGGGGGGGGGCGGAAUUUCAAUAUUACUGUGAAAUUUAAAAAAAAAAAAAACAUAGUUACUAAAAUGGAAAGCCAGGGCAGUGAUGAUGAUUGAAUUAUAUGGCUAAUUCUUAGUAUCUCAAUUUGUCAUGUUUAACUGUCAAAUGAUUUGCAUUCAGGUGGAGACAAUAGUUUUUGAAACUCACCAAACAUGCCAUCACCUUCCUACCUGUAAUUCCUCCCAAAAGGAAUUCCACUAUUGACUCUUUUUUCUUUCUGGGUAAACAGAUUAUAUUAAGCAUAAAAAAGCAGUCUCUAAAUCAUACCAGUUACUUAAAAUCAAGAGUAAUUUGAGUUAAAUCAAAAAUUGGAUUUUCACUUUUUCUAUAAAUAUAACAAUGAAAUCUAUCUCAUCUUGAGUUUUAAUGGCUUACCAUGGGCUCAUAAAACAUUUUCCCUCACAUUUUAUUGUCUCCCACCUAUAAUGCUUUCUUAGUCUCUUGAGAAAAGAAAAUGAACACAUUCUAUAGCAAAUGGAAAUAGCAAUUUGGACAGCUUUCUAUUUUGCAAUAUAUGAGCACAUAAUGUGAACUGGAAGCAUCAAGUACAGUGAAGUGCACCCAAAGGAUAUGUUAGGAAAUGAUAAUGAUAGUGGUGGUUAUAUAAGGUACUAUCCAUUCUAACACAUACCCCAAGAUAAAUUGGAAGUGGACUUUAUGACACCAUUCCUUCCUUAAAAAUAAAAUAAAAACUAAAAGCUCUCAUUAUUCCAGAGAGCUGCUGUAUAGUUUGGAAAUAAAAAACUCAAGCUUAUUACUCAUCUACAUGGUAUGAAUUGGCCAACCUAUCAUUAUUGUUUGCUUUUCACACUGUGGAAUGAGUUGCUGAAUCUUCUCUCAAGUUCUUUUAAAAUAGAGGAGAGAUUCAAAACUUGGUACCAUUUAGAUUCAGUCCUGCUCUGGGAAAAAAAAAAAAAAAGGAGGGGGAAGGGGGUAGAAUUGACUGCUUUAAAUUGUUUCUGUCUCUAAAAUGCAUGUUGUAUCAGACCCAAAUACCAGGGUUAUCAUUUUUCCAGAACUGACCAAGAAGUUCAUAUAUGAACAUUUUUUUUUCCCACUGAAGUCAUCAGCGAUUUUCUUGAACCAAAAUCAGCUAGCUGCAUUUGCUUCAUGUGGACAAGAAGCCCAUUUGACUGUUUAUUUUUGAAAUCAGGCACACAGGACUGUCAAAUCAUCAUGUUCUGUUUCAAUUACUGGCACACUUUCCCCUCCUUUUCUUAAAAAAUAAGGUUCUAUAUAUUUACUAUGAAAUUUGUACCUAAAGGAUUAUUUUACUAGAUAAUGGGAAAAAAUGCUUUUGAAAAACUGUUUUCUGAAGAAAUUUAAAAUAAGGGCUUUUUUCCAUAAUAAACAAUGUGAAUUUUCUUUCACUGAAUAAAAUGAAAGGUUGCUUCAGUAAUUUUUUAAUAUUGUUUUGGGAAUUUAAUAUUAAAAUAUGUUGUAUUGCACUUUGUUCACCAAAAGACUCAAAAAACUCCAAUUCGGCAUCUGAGUUUUUAAAUACUCAGUAUACUGGUACUGUUAAGUUUUCCGGUUUGCCUUAUGCCAAUUCUAAAACAUAAUGCUGCUUCCAUACAUAGAGUUGUUUUUCCAGCAUUAAAAAAUCCUGUGCAAAUCUCCAGUUAAGCAGUUUUAAGUAUGUUCUGCCUAUUUUUGUAUGGUUAAGAAAGGUUGAGUAUAAGUUGAUUGUUGAAACACCAGAGUUUCCCUCAUGGAAACUUUGUGGCUAAUAAAUACUAGUCAGCAGUGAUUUCAGAGUUGACAUAUUUAAAGAAAAAUAUGUAUAUAAUCUAUUACUACAGUGUUUCUUUUAAUGACUAUAAUAAUAUAAAAAAAUUUCACAAGAAUUUUUUAAAGUCAAAAAAAAAAGCAUAUAAAAAGAUGCUGCAGUAUAGAAUAGUGUGCUUUGUUGAGAUGACUAGGUCAGAGACAUUUUGUUGUUGAACCACUGCUGGCAUAGUUCUUAAAUCACAGGGAAAUAACACAAGUGAAGAGAUAUGGGAUAAAGGAAAGCAGUCUAGGACCAAGUACCAUGAAUGAAGCAGAGAUGACAUACACCUGAUGACAGAGAGGGAAGAUUCUGCAACAUGUUUAUCUCCAUGGUAAUCUUCCUCCUGGUGGAUAAAUAGGGAAAUGAAGUUAGAAGGACAGAUGAAAGGGAUUGGCAGUACAUUUCAAAAGUUCAAAUGAGAACCCAAGGGAUCUGUCCCCUUUAGAAAAAAAAAUUAGUCACCUUAAAUAAAAACAUCGACUAUAAAUAUUGACAAUGAUUUCUGCUGGGAAAGAGAAAAACACAUGCUGUCUACAAAAAUCUCAUUAUGGUAUUGCUAUUUGAACUUCAUAGUCAAUAAGCCACAUUACUUAAAUGAGCUUUUCAUUCAGUAAUUUCUUGGUGUAUAUAUAUAUGUGCCUAUAAGUGUGCUUGUAUGGACACACAGGCAUAUGUGCACACCUAAGUAUGGUUUUGUUGUUGGAAAUUUCAGUAUUUGGCCUUUUCCUUACAACUUGUUGAUAUACGAUUUAGAUAUGAGGGCAAUACAUGAACUUUAUUUUUUUUAAACCAAGGUUGGUUUAUUUUACAGGACUUCAUUCAAUACAAUAAAAGCAUCAUUUAAAAA
This is a messenger RNA of Antechinus flavipes (yellow-footed antechinus), 6184 nucleotides long. RefSeq names its product midline 1 (gene MID1). Gene Ontology annotation, molecular function: protein binding; zinc ion binding. The transcript is spliced from 10 exons. Bases 945 to 2948 code for a protein of 667 amino acids. The record is from RefSeq and is a predicted model, not a curated record. NCBI's taxonomy places the organism in Eukaryota, Metazoa, Chordata, Mammalia, Dasyuromorphia, Dasyuridae.